Lytechinus pictus (painted urchin) is the source of this 4700-nucleotide messenger RNA. RefSeq names its product V-type proton ATPase subunit D-like. Bases 265 to 1008 code for a protein of 247 amino acids. The record is from RefSeq and is a predicted model, not a curated record. Gene Ontology annotation, molecular function: proton-transporting ATPase activity, rotational mechanism. The transcript is spliced from 6 exons. NCBI's taxonomy places the organism in Eukaryota, Metazoa, Echinodermata, Echinoidea, Temnopleuroida, Toxopneustidae. Gene Ontology annotation, cellular component: proton-transporting V-type ATPase complex.
ACAAAGGUCAUUUGAGAAAAGUUGAUCAUGAGCUAACCGUGAACUGGCUUAAUUGAGCAUACGUAUGGUAGUUGGCGUUAUUGAGCGGCUUGGCUUUCCAUAGCUUUCGUACGCGUCACGCGAUCUCGUACUCGUACCGGUACGUCGAAUCUUCGUGUUUGUUUGGGGAGGAUGAAGGUUGGUCUGCAUGUUGCUUUGAAUUUGACGGAUCUGGAACAUAGAUUUCCCAAUUGAAACUACGAGAGACAGUGGAGAAGGAACAAGAUGUCGAAAGAUAGAAUAGCUGUGUUUCCAUCUCGCAUGGCCUUGACCACCAUGAAGAUCAGACUGAAAGGUGCACAGAAGGGUCACAGUCUUCUGAAGAAAAAGGCAGACGCGCUCACUCUGAGGUUCAGACAAAUCCUUGGAAAAAUUAUUGAGAACAAAACAUUAAUGGGAGAAGCAAUGAAGCUUGCUUCUCUGUCUCUUGCAGAAGCAAAGUUUGCAAUGGGAGACAUAAGUCACAAUGUUCUUCAGAAUGUAACUAAAGCACAGACGAAAGUUAGAUCAAAGAAAGAGAAUGUAGCUGGAGUCAAUCUACCUGUCUUUGAACAUUACACAGAUGGAGCAGACACUUAUGAGCUGACUGGUCUUUCCCGUGGAGGGCAGCAGAUUGACAGACUAAAGAAAAACUAUGCCAAAGCUAUUGAGCUCCUCGUUGAGUUAGCCUCUCUCCAGACCUCCUUCAUUACACUUGAUGAAGUCAUCAAAAUCACCAACAGACGUGUAAAUGCCAUUGAACAUGUCAUCAUUCCACGUAUAGAAAACACUAUCUCCUACAUCACUACUGAACUUGAUGAACGAGAGAGGGAAGAGUUUUAUCGUUUGAAGAAGAUCCAAGAAAAGAAGAAGAAGAUAAAGGCCAAGGAUGAAGCAUUGAGAAAGAGCAGACAAGUGCAGGGAAACUAUGGGGAUUCCAGGAAUUUAAUAGAUGAUGAUGUAGAUGAAGAUUUAUUGUUUGACUCAUAGUGCAAUAAUAGGAAAAGAUUUAGAGGGAGAUAUUUAGUAAAGAAAUAUAUCUAUUUACAUCUGGAGGUAUUGUAUGUUGGUUAUGAGAUGUUUUCUUUUUAAAAUGACAUUAAUUUAUAGGAAUGUUAUGGGUUACUGAGAUAAAGAUGUCUUCUUUUUUAAAUUCAUUUAAUGCAAAAACUUACAUAUUUUGUGUAUAAUAUAUUAUAUUGUAUGUUAUCUUAUUUGACAGUUCAUUUGAAUAAUUAUCAAAUCAAUUGUAGUCAUGUGAUGUUCAUUUGUUUACAGCCAGAAUGUUAUCCAAACCUGAAACCCAGUACUUGAAUACUUAACCAAGUUAAGAUAAUUCCUGUUUUGUUCAGAAUUCUAUCAUGAGAGUUCAUAUUAUGUGUGUUAAAUAAGUGGUACCUGUUGGCUCAUUUAGCCUAAAAGGGUUACUUCAGGCUAAAAAUUGUUAUUUGAACAGCAAUAGUAAAAUUAAAUGAACAAAAUUCUGACAUUUUUUAUCAAAGUUUAGGAAAAACAAUGUUAUGACUUAAUGACAAUCAAAAUUUUGCAUUAUUUUGGCGAAACAAUUCUAUAACGUCCUCAUAAGGCUCAUAAAUAUACAAUGAGCGAGCUGAUGAUAUUUUAAAUUUCAGUGUUUGGAAAUAUAUAUUUGUUUGUCCUUUGAGAAUGUAACAUUGGAUUGACUGCUGAUAUACUGUGCAAGUUAAUUUUCUUUUACACACAUGAAUUGACAUUGAUUUCAUGUAAUGAAGUAAGAAAAGGAAAAGUGGAGGACACGACAUCAUCAUCCCAACUAGUGCAUAUUCACGACAACAUGCAUAAAACUGUUUUCACAAAUUAUUGCCAUACUUAAAAUUAGCAACUUCUCUAUACAUGUAUAUAAGAUUUUGCCAUUUUUAGUGUUUUGCUCAUAAUUUUUCUAUAUAUUUGUAUUAGGUAUCAUUAUUAUUUUCAGACUGAAGUACCCCUUUAAAUACUGUACUGAACAACUCUUCUACCACGGUGUAUCAUCUGAAUAGUAUGGUUUGUUGUGCUGGAUGAUUUAAUUGAUUGAUUGAUUCAUCAGCCUUUCUGGCCACUUAUUCAUCUAUGCUCUUAAGAUAUAGAUACUUCCAUGUGUUCCUUUACCCUGAGUAAUAUAUUUUACCAAGAUAAACCAUCAUAUACUAGGUGACAUAUACUUACAGUAUGCCAUCCCUAUUUUGUCAGUAUGUAAUCUCAAUCAAAAUGUGUGAAAGGGGGGGGGAUCACUUAGUUCACUUUCAGGAAAUUGUGAAGUUUUCCUGUUAGUGGUAUGUUUACCUUACCUUCUUUUGAAUUUGCCACUUCUUUCUUUUUACAUUCCAAUACCGGGGAUAGUGUAGAAGUAAUGCCUCUCUAAAAGGGGAAAAAAUCCUUUCAUGGCAACUAUUGUAUUAUUGGUUUCAUUUAACAACAAGCAUAAUUUUCAAAUAUAUUGCAGGUUGUGUUGAUGGAAAAGUGAGACAAGGUUUUGGCAAAAAAAAAUCAAUGAUCAUGUACAUGUAGUUGUAAACAUGUAUCGUGCAUUUAAAUGUUAUUAUUGUAUGCUUGUUUUAUUUAGUGUAAUUCAUGCAAUGUUCAGUACUGGAUAUUCAAAUUGCAAGGGUGUCAUUAAACUGACUUCUGUUGUGAAAGUAUAAAGAUUUGAAAUGGUAUCAAAUAUAAAGAUCUAACAAAUAUAGUGUUUUUUUCUUUGUUAAAAGGGGAAUUAAACCCUUGUAACAAGUUAGCUUGUAUGAAAACAAGAUAACAAAUAAGAUCAGUGAAUGUACAAUGAGAAAAUAAUAUGAAAGUUAUGAACACUUGAAUUUCAAAAUCACUAAUGCUAUAAAGAUCCUCUCAUUGGCAAUAUGCUUUUCCAGCAUUCUAAUAUUAGAAAAAACUCUGUCCAUGAUAUAUUUUAUGAAACCUCCAUUACAUGACCCCCCAUGAAAAAUAUGCCUGAUCUGUGGAUAGAAUUAAUGAAAUGACAAAAUAUGUAGAAAAGUAAUAGGGGAGUUAUUCAAGUUGCGACAUCACACAUUUUGGUCGCAUUGCCAAUAGAAGGAUGUCAUCAUAGUGAUCUCAACAUUUAACUGCUUAUUACUUCUUUUAAAGGGCCAAGCCACUGACAAAUCAUGGGGAAAUUGAAAUUUGCAAAAGGCCAAUUGACUUGCAUAAUAUAAUCUGUCCGUCAUGAGCGCCCGUCGGACUAAUGCGAUAAAAGUUCGUACAGCACGAAUUUGACCGAACUCUUGAUGGUUAUUUACUUCGGAUCAUCGCAGUUCCAGUUUCCAACAAUCCCAAUUCCUAGACUCGUAGCAUGUCUGUUGAUUGCUAAACCAAAAUAAAUGACCUCUGUUAAGUUACAUGUUUCAAAGGUGAAAACGCGCAGUUUACUUCUGGUUGGUUAGUCUACUAAUUGCUCUCCUAUAGACCUCCCAGACAUGCCGGCGUCUAUUACAUAAUACACCCCCAGGCAUGCGGCCGAGUGAAAGACUUGAAUCCCUUCUCUGUUCUGAGAUUAGCCUUGAUUUCCCCAUGAUUUGUCAAUUAAAGGUCGCUUUAAUGUUCAUCUUUUUUCAAAUUUUCAUUGAUGUGUGUCUUUGAUUUUUCUUUUCUCAUAUAAGCUAACUUGUUCUUUGGGUUUUGUUCUCUAUAUUAGAUGGUCUUGGUUUUUAUGGGUAGAGGAGACAAAAGUCAAUGGGCAGAGGAGACAAGUCAAUUUAAUGUAAUGGUAAAAGUAAAUGGAAAAGGAUAUCAAUCUAGAAACUGGUUCGAAUCUUAAAUUACUAUAUAAUGAGUUUUUUAUGUAGUAACAUACAUGUACGAAUUUUAAUUUGGGUGCAAUAUUACAUUUUUUCAAUAGGUUUACUAAAUUUUGUGAAACAAUAAACUCUAAAAGGCUUUUAAUACCCCUUUCCAAUUUACAGUCAUUUCGCUGGCUGAAAUAAUAAUUUGGCAAAUCAAAAUUCAGAUGUAAAGAUUUUGCUUGGGCAAAGAGUUGGUUCAGGUCUGACCAAGGCAAAAAAGCUUUUUUUGGUGUCACAAUAUUUUAAGGUCAUGCAUGCAUGUAUGUAGGUAGAUACAGGUACAUAGAUAGGAAGGGGUUUAAGGUUUACUUUUGUCAGCCUUCAUGGAGAAUUUGACACCAUUCUGAUGUGUAUUGGAUAAUUUUUGUCUGUUAUCCAGGUUGGAAUGAGUUUAAUGAACAGCAGACAUUCUAUGAUAUUAUUUCCACCCAUUGUCACAUGUGGAAGUGCUGUAUUUUGCCUGACAAACAGCACCUGAAGCUAAUAGUGGGACUGUUUGUUCACAUUGCUCCAGAGAUGUUACUAGAGUACAGGUAUCUCUAUUGCUUUUCAUAAUGGCUGGUGUCAGCAAAAUUUUUGUAUACUCUCCAUGAAAUCCAACAAUGUAUUUUACCUACAUAUACCAAUGAAUACAAAAGAAUUUAGAAUCUGCUUUUGCUAUGAAUAUAAAGUGUUUAUUACAAUAUAUAUAUGAAAAUACAUAAUUCUCAUCAUUUGUAAUGCUUUCCAUGAAAUGUUGUUCCAUUUACAAAAGAAAGUAUAGCAUAAACCUACAAAAAGAAAAAAAAUUGCACUACUUGGGUUACUUCAUUUUAAUGAAAAGUUAGCAAUAAAAUGGAUACAUGUACAUAUCUAUAAUGAUAAACCAUA